AACAAAGUCUACUACAACAACAUCAAAACCUACCACACCAUCUUCCCCCACAACGACAGCCACCACAAGGUCUACAACAACAACAACACCAAAGCCUACAACACCAUCUACCCCUACACUGACAGCUACCACAAAGUCUACUACAACAACAUCAAAACCUACCACACCAUCUUCCCCUACAACUACAAGUACAAUAAAGUCUACUAUAACAACACCAAAACCUACCACACCAUCUACACCGACAACAACACCAGGACAUACCACAUCAACUAGCUCUAUAUCGACAACUACAGCAACUCCACCAGACUGUCCAGAAUGGGCCAAAAAUACCAAUGAGACCUUCUACUUGUGUAAAUGCAUGAUGGCUAGGUGCAUAAAAGACAACAACAUCGAAGUUAUCCCAUUUCAAUGCCCUCCACUGCAGAACAUCACCUGUGAAAAUGGCAAAAAACCAGUGCUUGUCGAGGAUGAGUACGGCUGCUGCAAAUAUUAUGCAUGUGACUGUUUUUGUGAAGGCUGGGGUGACCCGCAUUAUAAAACAUUUGAUGGAAAAUUCUACAGUCAUCAAGGAAACUGCACUUAUAUAUUAAUGGAGGAAAAAACGCCUCAAAAACAUUUGAAGAUCUACAUUGACAGUGUCUACUGUGACCUUGUUGAGCGUGUAUCCUGUCCCAGAUCUAUAAUUGUGUCUUAUAACAAACUAGUCAUAAAACUCACAAAUAACAAUCUAUUAGGAGGUGCAGAACUAGAGGCUUUUGAGAACAAUGUAAAGUUACGACUGCCAUAUGCUUAUAAUGGUGUGAGAGUUAUAAGCUCAAGCCUAGACUUGUUCUUGAGUAUUCCAUUGCUGGGUGUUAAUAUAACAUUUGGAGCUACUGGCUUUGGCAUCAAUUUGCCAUACCAGCAUUUUGGAAACAACACACAAGGUCAUUGUGGAACAUGUAACAACAACAAGGCUGAUGACUGCAUGAUCCCUGGAGGGAUCUUGGUGGACGACUGUGCAGUGAUGGCAGAUUACUGGCCAGCCAGUGGUGUGAAUGGUGAAAUUUGCACUCCACCAUCUGCAUUACCUACUGUUUCAGUUAAAAGCAAACCUCCAUCUAAGCCAUGCAAGGGUCAUCCUGACUGCUCCCUCCUUAAUAACGAGUUGUUCAAAGCGUGCCAUUCCCAUAUACCCCCCCAAAACUUCAUUUCAUCAUGUCAAUAUGACAGCUGUCAUAUGAAAAACCCUGUCGUGGUGUGUAUAAGUCUGCAGACAUAUGCCAGGGCUUGCCUUCAAUUAGGGAUCUGCAUAAACUGGAGGAACCACACUAACCUUUGCAAUAUUGAAUGUCCAGCAGAUAAAGUCUUCAAUCCUUGUGGUCCAGCUGAGCCACCAACCUGUGCUGAUAUACCUGAACAAAAAAACAUUAAAGUGCGCACAGAGGGAUGCUUCUGUCCUGAGGGCACAUUACUCUUCAACAAGAACACAAACAUUUGUGUGAACAAAUGCGGAUGCCUGGAUGCCUCUAAAACACCACGUGAUUAUAAUGAGGUUUUCGAGUACAACUGUGAGGAGUGUAUCUGUGAUAAGAACAGCAAAUCAGUAACCUGUAAGCCCAAAAAGUGUCUCGAUGUCAGCCCUGAGAUCUGCAUUGAACCUGGUUUUGUUCUGGUCAACAUCACCAAUACUUCAGACCCAUGCUGCAGUAAACAAGUUUGCAACUGUGAUGUCAGCAUGUGCCCACCUCUGGAUAAAAAGUGUCCAAUUGGACAUAACCCAGUCGUGAAAGUACCAGAUGGAAAAUGCUGUCCAGAAAUCAAAUGCGAGCCAAAGAAAGUGUGCGUCUACAACAAUAUGGUAUAUGAGCCUGGUACCAAUAUCCCCAUCGAUGGCUGUAAGGAAUGCAGAUGUACUUGGGACGUGGAUCCUGAAACGCAAUUGUUCAUGACCAAAUGUCAAUCUGUGCAGUGCAUUGAGAAAUGUGAUCCUGGUUAUGAAAAAAUUAAAAAGAAGCCUGAUGACUGCUGUGGAGAAUGUGUGAAAACUCACUGCAUUGUCAGUAUUAAUGGCGUUGAUCGUACAUUAAAGGAAGGUGAAACUUUUCCCUCUACAAAUCAAGGCUGUGACAGAAUCACGUGUACUAAAAUUAAUGGACAGUUCAUCACCAACAAAUACACAGUCCAGUGCCCUCCUUUCAACAUUUCCAAUUGCCAGCCUGGCACUGUUCAGCGGUCGCCUGAUGGCUGCUGUAAUGUUUGUGUUGACCAAAUUAAGGGAUGUCGAGUACAGACCGUACGCAAAUACAUACAACAAAAAGACUGUACGUCAGAGAAGAAAAUGGACCUGACAUUUUGUAGUGGAGACUGUCCCAAUUCGGGCAGGUACAGUGAACCUGAAUUAUCCUCUUGUACCUGUUGUCAGGCCACUCAAACAAGUAAUCGCACAGUGACACUUGGUUGUGUAAAUGGAGAUAUAAUUACCCAUACAUACAUCAAUGUUGAGAAAUGUGCCUGCAGCAGAGCUAACUGUCAUAGAGAGGACGUGGGUAAGACACUCACUGAAGACAAAAAAUAAAACGAAACUUAGGACUUCCAUGAGCAGCAGCGAAUCAUCUACCCAAAGACAUUAAUUAUUUGUGAAACUUUGGGAAUAAAUUUUAAUAGCACAUGCUUUGUUUAACAUUUCUUAAACAUGAUCUAUAGAGCUUUUCUUUUUUCUUUGUUUGAUACUCAUGUACUGUUUUGCUUGCUUAAAAUGAGCAAUUAAAAAGGCAUUUUAAAACUAAA
Carassius carassius (crucian carp) is the source of this 2769-nucleotide messenger RNA. Its product is annotated as intestinal mucin-like protein. NCBI's taxonomy places the organism in Eukaryota, Metazoa, Chordata, Actinopteri, Cypriniformes, Cyprinidae. Gene Ontology annotation, cellular component: extracellular matrix. The coding region runs from base 359 to 2557 and encodes 732 amino acids. Gene Ontology annotation, molecular function: protein binding. The record is from RefSeq and is a predicted model, not a curated record. The transcript is spliced from 18 exons.